Messenger RNA from Zalophus californianus (California sea lion), 3758 nucleotides. It is a transcript of the gene TLCD2, whose product is annotated as TLC domain containing 2. Gene Ontology annotation, biological process: plasma membrane organization; regulation of membrane lipid distribution; membrane assembly. The record is from RefSeq and is a predicted model, not a curated record. The transcript has 6 exons. Bases 447 to 1229 code for a protein of 260 amino acids. Lineage: Eukaryota; Metazoa; Chordata; Mammalia; Carnivora; Otariidae. Gene Ontology annotation, cellular component: plasma membrane.
AGUGGGUGUGGUCACGCUGCCCAGCAGUGGGCGGUGAUUGGCCCUGGGCGGUGCAAUCGCAGCUUGUGCGUCACGACGCCGCCAGCUGAUCGGGGACUGGAGCCGGUGUGUGCUGGGCGCAGGGAAGACACAGCGCCGCCGGCCGUGGGGAACGGACGCACUGAUUUGCUCCCUUACCCUCAGCAAUCCCCCCACCCAGCACCAGGUGGGUGUGAGCUGGGGUCCCGGCCGCACUGGAGGGAAUCAUGCUAAUGGGGAGCCUGUCCCUCCCACAUCCUCACCUGGCUGAGCCGCAGUAGUUCUUCAGUGGCAAGCUUUAUGUCCUGACCCAGCUAAAGCUGCCAGUUGAAGAACUGUUGCCCUCUGCCCCUGGCUUCAAGGAGGAGGAGGAAGAGGAGAAGGAGCUGCUUUCCCCUUCAUCUGGAAGGCUGUCGCUGUACCCUCAGAUGGCUGCCGACCCGAUUCACGGCCACCCGCCCUGGGCCCUGGUGCUGGUGGCUGUGUCCGUGGGUUAUUUCUUGGCGGAUGGAGUUGACAUGCUGUGGAACCAGACCUUGCGCCAGGCCUGGGAACUUCUGUGUCAUCAUUUGGUGGAAUGUUGCAUAUGGAGCUUUUCUGAGAAAGGGGAGGCCCAGUAUAGGGAGUGGGCAUGGGGCAUGAAAGCCCAGGAAUGGAAGUGUGCAGAUGCUGCUGCUGCCCCAGAGGAGACAGCCUCUGGGCCAAGGCUGCUUCUAUCCUGUGGAAGGGUUAUUUUAAGGCCAUUCAGGCCCCAACAUAAGGUGAGCUGCUUCAGCACUGCCAUUCUGUCCAGCCACUGUGUGGGCUUCUCUAUGGUGUCUCUGCUCCUGGAGCUGAACUCUGCCUGCCUGCACCUACGACAGUUGCUGCUGCUUUCUCACCAGGCCCCAUCCCUGGCCUUCCGCAUGGCCAGCUGGGCCACCCUGGCCACCCUGGCCCUCUUCCGCCUGGUGCCUCUGGGGUGGAUGAGUCUGUGGCUGAUCCGACAGCAACACCAGGUGCCUCCGCCUCUGGUCAUCCUUGGUGCAACUGGGCUGGUCACUGUGGGUGCCCUAAGCAUCACACUGGGUGUCCGUAUUUUGGUCAGCGAUGUCCUGCGGUCUCAGCCUCAUCCACCCAUCCCUGGGCAUAAGGAAACCAGGGGCACAAGGAGAUGUCGUAAUGGUGAGCUUGUCACCAGGGAUGAUUCCACUCUCAGCCUGAAAGACUAGAGAGAGGCCUCAGGCUCCUUUUCUGCCAGUCCUGGGGGAGGUAGGGCCAGGACAAGGAGAUGGUGGUCUACAGUGUACAGUCCUUCAUUGGGGUAAGGACUGGACUGAAUUUUCAGUAUCUCAGUCCCUCUUCCAAGUCAUUCACACCCCUCCCCCAUUCCUAGGAUCUGAGAAGAAAUGCUGAUGUUCAUGGAUGGGUGGGAAACUGGGCUAUUGUUCAGUGAAUUCCAUCAUCAGAUGACUGCUUCUUUCAGCAAACUAACUCGAGGUACGGCCAGUGCUACCAGUAAGGUGUGGCAGGAGGCAUGAAGCUAAGUGAAACUGCUAACGACAUCCUCUACUUUUAACACAGGAACAGGUGAAGAAAGGUGAGGUCCUAUUAGGACCAGAGAGAUCUGAUGUGAAGGGGGUGGGUUCAGAGGGAAGAGAGGCCUCACCUGCAACCAAAUUCUAGCAGGGGGAGGGGGCCACAACAGGUGCUAUCUGUAGCAGUGGCCAAGAAACAGAAGAACUGGACCACUACAGUUGCUGCUAUUUCUGGUCCUCAAAGCCACACUACUGUGUUUGUACUUACAGCUAGUCCUACUGCCUUUUAAAUUUUUAAAAAGCCCAGCAUCUGCCUUUUAAAUUGUCUUACUAUCUCCUGACCUUUUCUAAGAAAAUGCAGAUUCUUUUUUUUAAAUGAUUUUGGUUUUUUAUUAUUUAUUUGAGGGAGCGAGAGUGAGAGAGCAUGAGAGGGGAGAGGGUCAGAGGGUGAUGCAGACUCCCCGCUGAGCAGGGACCCCGAUGUGGGGCUCGAUCCCGGGAUGCCAGGAUCAUGACCUGAGUGAGCCAAAGGCAGUCACUUAACGACUGAGCCACCCAGGCGUCCGAAAGUGCAGAUUCUUAAAGAAAUGAGCAUGGGACUAGGUCUGUCUUCCUAGGACAGUACUGAAGUCCAGAGCCAUAGCAGGGACUUUAACACCCAUUCUGGGUGCCAAGUGUAACGUUUUCCAAGGUCCAGGCUUUCAUGGAAGGAUGAAGGUAGAAGUAGAUGAGGGAAGGCUUUCACUUGCCUGCAGAGGGAUUAAGGAAUACCUGACCCUCUACUAGGAUUCAUUUGCAAGCUCGUCCUCUCCUUUCUCGCCUGCCACUUUUUUUUUUAGAGGUGGGGGCAAUGGGGGAGAGAAAGAGAAUCUUAAGCAGGCUCCAUCUCACAAACCUGAGAUCAUGACCUGAGCUGAAACCAAGAGUCAGGUGCUUAACCGACUGAGCCACCCAUUUGCCCCUAGGGUAAUUUCUUAACCACCCAAUUUUCAUUCUCUCAUCUCACUUAAGAGACAGAAAAAUUCUUUUUUCUUUUUUAACUUUAUAUUUAAGUAAGCUCUACACCCAACGCCAGGCUCGAUCUCACAACGCUGAGAUCAUGACCUGAGCUGAAAUCAAGAGUUCAACGCUUAACUGACUGAGCCACCCAGGCGCCCCUCUCCCCUACCACUUCUGCUGCCUUCCCCCCCCCCCCACCAUGGCACAAAAUCUCUCCUUUCUUCAGGCAGAACAGCCAGGUUAUGGGAAGUGUAAAGCAGAUUAAGAUUGCUAUUCUACUAAACAAUGGACAGAAAGAGAUAACCCUUAAUUAUCCACAGAAAAGAUACAUGAGCAAAAGCAAGAGACAGGAAGAUUAAAACAAAAAAAUUCUGCCCAAAAGUUGAGCUAGAGAAAGACAAAAGGGAUGAUAGAAAUAGACACACAUAGAUUGAGGGACAGAAAGAGAAGAUCAAUUGUAUCGAAGAGACAGAGGUUAAGAGAGAUGGAGGGCAAGACAGGGAAUCCUUGGUGGAAAUGUUAAGAAAGAUUGUCAUGGAUGCUGACAGGAACCGAAGUCAGAGAACUGGUAAAAUGGUCAUAAACAAAGAGGACAAGAAAAAUAGAAAUAAAAGCUGACAGGAAGGGACCCCAAGGAUGAAAGGCACAGAUGGUCUAGACAGAGAAAUAGAGUGAGUGACAAGGAGGAACCACCAGACUCAGGAGAGGUGGAGGGAAGAGAGGCAUUUUGAGAGACUGGCAGAGCGAGAGAAGAGAGGGGGGGAAAUCGAGAGGAGGGGAAUCAGUCAGGGGAGCUGAGAAGCAGAAGAACAGAAGGUGGAGGACGCAACUCAAUGGAAAGAUUCAGUGGCAGAAAAAGAAAGUAGGAAAUAUGUGGAGUUGGAGACAGGCAGAAAGACAAAGGACAAACAGCUACAGUGCAAAACACAAAGAGCCUGACAGGAACUGAUAGGCAGAGACUGGUAGGAAGAUGAGAAGUCAGAAUCAGGGUAUGUAAACCGAGCCGGGAGAACAGGCAAAGGGGCUGAGGAGAACCACAGAGAGGGAAAGAAGGGGGCGGGGGCGGGGACGGACUGAUUAAAUAAACAUCCAAAGGAAGGGAGCACCUGGCUGGCUCAGGUGGUAGAGCAUGUGUGACCUCAGGGUUGUGAGUCUGCGCCCCAGUUGGGUGUAGGGAUUACCUAAAAUAAAUAAAUAAAUAAAUAAAAUCUAAAAAAAAACCCA